This is a messenger RNA of Mytilus californianus (California mussel), 8566 nucleotides long. RefSeq names its product kinesin-like protein KIFC3. The record is from RefSeq and is a predicted model, not a curated record. NCBI's taxonomy places the organism in Eukaryota, Metazoa, Mollusca, Bivalvia, Mytilida, Mytilidae. Gene Ontology annotation, biological process: microtubule-based movement. Bases 15 to 2456 code for a protein of 813 amino acids. The transcript has 17 exons. Gene Ontology annotation, molecular function: microtubule motor activity; microtubule binding; ATP binding.
CAGCAUCAGUUGCCAUGGGAAGUAGUGCAUCUGCAGAAGAUGGCUCAAGUAGGCCAAGUACUGUCCAAAAGGUCACUGUGAAACCAGUGACCAACAAUAACGUGAAACAAACUACAAUGAAUUCUAAAACCACACCAGCUGCAACUCCUAGGACAGCUGCGUCAACACCACGUAAAAAAGAAUUCCAAGAAGUUGAGAUGAAAAGUAAUAAUAAACCUAAAGAAACCACUAAACCAAGCAAUAAUACAUCUAGUCGUCCCAGUCAGCAACAGACCAGUCGAAGACCAGAGGAUAGUGCGGCUGCGGCAAGUGGGGGUGGAGGAUCAAGAGGUAAAGGGCCACAGCAACAGAGCCAAGAAGACAUAGUAUUUGAGACAUUUUACCAUAGAAGUGGCAGGGAGUUCCAAUGCAUGUAUUUAAAUGGUAUGAGAUUCUACCUGGAUGAUUGGGGAUCUAAGGAAUGGCAACCAUUUCCCAAGAGAUGGUACCAAGAAGGUCUGUUAAUUACCAACACAGUUGUGAAAGAUGCUGAAAAUGAUCAAAGAAACAGGGAAGCAGCUGGUGCAGCAGGAGGGGGAGGGGGUACCAGUGGAGGAGUUCAAGGACAAAGAACAAGAGAAAACCAGUCACGUGGGUCAGGGGGUGAUGAUAGAGAAGGCCAAAUCACACAUCCUCGUAAAAAGAAAAUACCAACUUAUAUUUUCCAGAGAAAGCACAACAUUCAUUGUUUUUAUGACCAUGAUAACGGCCAAUGGAUGAGGAUGCCGAUUGGUUAUGAGCUACACCAUGAAAUGGUUAGUAAAUUGGUGGACCAGGUUGAGGAAGCUUUGCCACAUUGGAAUGACCGACAUGAUAUUCUGGCUAUGUUACGGCAGUGUAAUUACGAUGCUGAUGAAUGUAUAAAUACAUACCUACAUUUAGAAGGAGAUGAGUGGUUAAAGGCUCCUAAAACAAGUAAAGAGGCUAAAGACAUGAAUAACAAAGAUGAAAGAUUGAAUGAGUUAGAACAAACUGUUAAACUACUGAAAGCAAAGCUAGAUCAAGAAUCAAGAGCAAAAAAUGAAGCUGAAAGAAUAGUAAAACAACAAGAAGAUAAGAUUACAUCAUUGGAAGUAGAAGGAAAACAAGCUGAAGCUCAGUUAGCUGUUUUACAGGAAAGACCAAAGACAGCAAUGCGACCUAAAACACCUCAGGUAGUAACCAAGGUAGUGAAGGAAGAAACAGUUAACCCAGAUGAUGUUAAACAACUAAAUACCAGUGUAAUACAGCUGAGGAAGGCCCAUGUUCAUCUCAAGAUGGAGGUUCAGAGAUAUUUUGAUGGUCUGAAAGGAUCAAUAGGCGAGGCUGUAGACGGUAUGAAGAAAAUGAAGAAUACUGGAGCUGCUCAAACAGAAGAAAUGGAAGAAGUCAGGGCAUUGUAUAGAAAGGAAGCUUUACAAAGAAAGAUACUUUAUAAUCAGCUACAAGAAAUGAGAGGAAAUAUACGAGUGUUCUGCAGAGCAAGGAAGGAUGACAGAGCAGAAAAUUGUCUGAAAUUCCUCAAUGACCAAGAUCUUGUGGUCAAUAAUGCACAGAAUGGAAAGAAAAUGUUCUCAUUUGACAAAGCUUUUGAUCCGAAUACUUCUCAAGAACAAGUUUUUGAAGAUACAAAGGGAAUUAUUACUUGUUGUGCAGAUGGGUACAAUGUAUGUCUAAUGGCCUAUGGUCAAACAGGGUCUGGUAAAACAUUUACCAUGAUGGGACCUGAUAGCAACCCUGGUAUUAAUAUCAGGGCAAUUAAUGAAUUGUUUAAAGUAUGCAAAGAGAAAAAGGAUACUGUAUCUUAUGUCUUAAGGGUAUCUUUAAUUGAAAUCUAUAAUGAGACAAUUCAAGAUUUACUCACAAAGGAGGCUAAGACCUUAGAUCUGAAGACGGCUGGCAAUAAAGUCAACAUACCAGGAUUGACAGAAGUUGAAAUUAAAACUUUGGACGAUAUUAAGAAAGUAAUGGCAAUGGGAGAUAAAAAUAGGACUACUGCUUCAACUAAGAUGAACUCUACCAGUUCACGUUCACAUUUACUACUGUUGUUGGCUGUAGAAGGUACAGAUAAAAUUACUGGUGCAAUAUCUAAGGGAACUUUGACCUUGUGUGACCUUGCAGGAUCAGAGAGGAUUUCCAAGACAGAGGCUGAAGGACAAAGAUUGGUAGAGGCAGCUGCUAUCAAUAAAUCAUUGUCUGCACUUGGACAGGUAUUCACUUCUUUAAGACAGAGUCAGUUGCAUAUACCCUACAGAAAUUCUAAACUAACUCAGAUUCUACAACCUUCUUUAGGAGGAGAUGCCAAGGCAUGCUUGUUUGUGAAUAUAAGUCCAGAUUCAUAUAAUUAUUCGGAGACAGUAAGCACACUGACAUUCGGUUCUAAUGCCAAACAAGUAGCAUUAGGUCAGGCUAAACAGAAUAUUAAGAAAGGAAACUAGUCAUGUUAAAGACGGAGUACGAGUCUCGUAUGUAUGUUGGAGGAAUUUAUGUAGUUGUAAGACGGUGAAAAAUUUAUAAUCUUAAGGCCAUCUUAAAUUUUUGUUAGUUCUCAGAUACCAAUGAAGAGAGCUGCCUUCAGAAUAAAGCUUGAUAGAAAAUUCUUUGUCAUUCAUAUAGGAAAAUAACACCAGAUGUUCAAUAUAUGUCAAGUAUAUUAAGUAUCUGCAGAACUGAUAACCAAUUUUAUAUCGCCUUAUUUUUAUAGUUUUGUCUGUAUGCCUUCAUGGAAUAUGCAUUGAAAACUGUAACUUUUGCUCAAGUCCUACAUUUUCCUGCAUAUGAACAUUCUUACCCUAGAGUGUCUCAAGAGAUUAUGUCUCACAAUCAAGAAAAAGUUAUCAAGCAAUAACAUAUAAAUAUUCAUGACAACAGUGUGAACAUUUCUUCGAGAAUUGACAAAAUAUUUCGGUCAUUUUCAUAUUGUAUAUUUUUGAAAUGUCAACUCUGUUUUUCAUAAUUUUUUUUUUAACAAAUUAGGUUUAUGUUAUUAUAACAAACAAUUUUUCAUACGAUAUUCCACAAAGAUGACAUUUAUAUUUCUUUUUUCUUCAAUUGACAUACCUCUAGUCUGUACGAAUUCUUUGAUCUCUAUUUGUAAUUGUAAAACAUUCUAUUGUUUUCUCUUAUCUGAUUUGUUCGGUUUUUUUAUGACAAUGUAAUUAAAUAAGACUGUUAACUACAUAUUGAUUUUUUAAAAAGCCUUCAAAGUGAUUCUGUGAUAUUGUAUCAAGAUAUUAAAGUGCUGUAUUUUGAAUUAAACUAUUAUAUUUUUGCUGAUGAUAGUUUGUUUAUGCAUACAGUAAACAAAACGAACAUAUGAGAUAUAUUUGAAUGGGGAAUCUCUUUUAAAAAUUGUAUAUGACUAAUAAUUUAUUUGAAGUUCAUCAGUUAAAUACCAGAAACACUGUAGAUAAUUCAAAAAAUUAUAAAAAUCUUCUGAUUUAUUUGCUAAGCACUAUAAAGUUUACAACCCAAUUAACUGAUGCUACACCAGUAUUGUAUAUUUUGUAAUUAGUAAUUUAUUUUCUGUUAUCUAUAUUGGUGUAUUCAUGACAAGACACAGAAGUGAAAAGAAGAUUAGUUUUUGACCAUUUACAAACUUUAAAUACUAGCUGUUCUAAAAAAAAACAAAAAAACAUUGGCUCGUUAUGUGAAACUGAUCUAUCUGCUUGACUGUUAUUUAUGUUUUCUGAUGGCAAAAAUAUAAGCAAUUUUCCAAAUUUUAUGUAUGAACUACAUAUAAUUAAUUCCAAGCUAUUAUAUAAGAUUCAAAUUAUACUGAUCAGUUUCAAGAAAUGUUUUAUCACAUGUAAGGCUUUUGGUAAAAACUUGCAAAAUUGUUACUUAUUGUUACAAAAUCCUUUUUGAGCUUGGAUUACAAUGCUGCAUAUGGCACUUUUUUGUUUAAAUGACGAAAACUCCUAGAGUGAAUGUCAAAACUCAAAACUGAUUUUCACUGAAGUGUUACUAGAAUAAUACAAAUAGCAAUGUAUGUAUAUAAAAUGCCUCUUGAUUGGCAGAAUUCCUAAGAAUAUUGUAAAAUAUUAGUUAUUCUAAUCAGAAAGUGUAUAGAUAAGUCUUAUUCAUUAUCUAAUAGGAAUAUGUGGGCAUUUGGUUAUAUUGCAGUGGCAGGCGAAAUUGUGAAAUUUAUGAAUAGAUGAUAUUGUGUAGUUAUUUGAAACCCUCACCUCCUGCAACCCUUUUAUGUCACUAUUUUUAAAAAGCAAAGAUCUAACCAUAGAGACUGACAUUAAACAGUUUACCCUGUGUCUUUCAUUAAGUUUUAAUUGACAUAUGUAAGUAAUGUAAGUAUAUAUUUGUUUAACAUUGUCAUUGUAUAUGUAAAACCAUAAAAACUUCAUGUAAAAUGUCUUUUUCAAUAAUGGUAACAUUGUUGUAAAAAUUGUUUUUAUUGCAAUGACUUUAUCUGUGAUAGAAUAUUACUGGUAAAAUAUCAUUUAUAAUACAAGAAACAUAGUCAUUAUUAGUUGCUACCUUAUCUUAUUUUCCAAUAUAUUUAAGAAAUAAAAUUAUCGUCAUUAAAAUGAAAAAAAAAAAAAAAACAGUUUUCACAUUUGUUCAAAAUUUUAUAUGAUGUUGAAACUGACUGUGAUGAAAAAUUAUUAGGGUUAAAAUCCAUGUUUCAACAUUCCAAUCAGUGAAUUAUACUUUCACAAAUAUUUUAUUUUCAAAAAUUUAAUUUGCUAAAUGAAAUCUAUAAUUUAGCUCCUUAAAUUCUCAAAUACAAUACAGUUCACUUUAAAUUUUUCAUUGAUCAAUAUAUUAUGAAAAGCACUUCAGAAUAAAAUGUAUUGACCAUAAUGCUUGACUAAACAAAAAGAAAAACUUGUAAAUUUAUUGUUGAGAACUUUUGAAGGAGGGGAGAUAAAUGAUUGUAUCUUAAGCACAAUGAGAUAGUGAUAUGGGUUAUUCAUUGUAUUAUUUUGUUGUGGUGUUUCCAUUUUUCAAUUAAUGUGUGCUUGAUGUGUAUAAGAUUUGUACAGAGUGUCAGUUCAUCCCAUAUUUUGGAUGUAAACCAUUAUAAGUAUUAUAUGUAUGUCUGCUGUAGUCUUGAGGAUUAAGAUGGAUUUAAUUUUGUCUUUCGGAUUAUUGGCAAGGUAUCAUUGUAAUGCUUAGUAUUUAUGUAAUACUUAUUUUUUGUAUUACUGCUUACACAUAUACUUGUGAAAGAAAGAGGGUCAUUAAGUUCAAAGUUGGCCCCAUAUUUUUUUUUAAAUAGUUUCAGGUAUUAACGAGAAAAUAAAUUUUGUAAGCAUAUUCAUAUAUUAGUGCAUAUUCUAUAAGUAACAAUAUCAAAAGAGAAAAUCGAAUUUAUUUUUGAAAAAAAAAAGAUGCAAUCUUAAGCUUUAAGUACACUAUGUAUGUUCCGGCCAUCAAAACAUUUCAAUGAAAAGUAUAGUUUUAUAGAUGCUAAACAUCCUCAAACAAACAAACAAUUUAUGUCAUCUAAGGUUGCUUUGAAUAAUAAUGUUGUUUAAAUAUGUGCACUUUUUACAUAUAUUUUAAAUAUUUUCUCUAUUUCAAUGAUGUGUGACCUUUUAAAAACUGAAAUAUUAAAUCUUUAAACUUUAGAUAGGUUUAAUCACUUUGGAAAAGCUGAAUUGUAAAUCUUGGCAUCUAAUGCAAAGAGAAUGCUCUAUAAAUGCUGUUGUAAGUGUCAGAAAACUCUGGGGCCACAUUUGGUCUUUAAUGGCACCCUCCUUUUAGCUUUCUCAAGAAAAGUUGAAUAUUCAUUCAUCAAUUGCCUCCAUGAUAAUUUGUUAAGUUUUUAUUGUUAUUUUAUAUGGAUUUCAGGACAUGUUCACCAUAUAGUACUUGUAUAUUUAUAAUGUGAAAUCUUUAUGUAAGUAGUAGAGCCUUAUAUGAAUUCAGUAUGGAAUGUAUGUAUAUGAUUUAAAAAGAGUUCAUAUUUAUUUUAUUUUAUUCAAUAGUGUAUAUAAUGGAGCAAAUAAGUAUUGUCAUAAACAAUCUGUUCAUACAGGUAUUUUAGACAUCUAAUUUAUGAAUUUUAACAAUAACAGAUCAUUGAUUUGCCUCUUUUUCAGUUUUUUCCAAUAUUUUCUUGUGAACACAGCUAAAAUUAAUAUUCACAAGAUUUUUUUAAAAGAUUCCUAAUCCAGACAUCAAAAACAGUUAUUGAGGCCAAUCCAAAUGGAAUAAUUUAGAGUGAGCAAUCAAACUUUUAUUCUUUAUUUUUUUUAAGAAAUGAAUAUUUUAGCAAGUGAUACCUCAAAUUUGGUGAGAGGAAAGCAUAUUUUAAUUGUAUUCUACAAAAAUUCUGUUUUCAGGAUUGAGAAACAAAAUUUUAACACAAAAUUUUUUAAUUUUCUGUGGAUUGUAUGACGAGCAAUGAUAUUUAAAAAAAUUUGUUGAUUUCAUUUAAAUGGAGCUCCCAAAGACUACCAUAGUCUACUCCUCAUAGUUUCCCUGCAAUACAGUUCUAGUAAAGUCUGUGAUUAUAUUAUUGCCAGAGUAGUAAAAUAAUUUGUAGAUAGUUUAAUAAGGUAUGGUUGCACAAUCUAGUUUUUUUUUAUAUUUUUUACAUCUAUAAGAUCAUUUAUAUUUUUCUUCAUUUCCUGAACACUGCCAAGAAAUGUUUCAUGCAAGUAUAAAAGAUAAAUUCACUUUAAGCUGUUUUUGAGAUUGUUAAUACAUUUUAAGAAACGUGAUUUGUUCUAGAGUAAAAUAAAGUCAAAAGGAUAUUUUUUUUAAAGCAAUUUAUUUUUCUAAACUAUUUUUUUCUGAAAGGGAAAUGACUAUUUAAGAUUGACGCCCAUAAGCAAUAAAAGAGAAGUUAAAAGCAUCCGUUAAAGUAAAACAAACAUGAUUGAUUCGUUUAAGUAAAUGUAAGUCAACAAAAAUAAAGUGUUCCUGGUAUCUGUUAUGACUGGUUUUGUUUGUAUAUAAGCACCUUUCUUUAAUAAAACCUCCGACGAUUCUGUAUGGCUACUUUGCCUGACAUACAAAUCAUGCAAUGAACAUCCAUCCAUCCACAUAACAUAGCUGUGAUAGGUUGAUCUAAGUGCUAUAGAAUUUCAGAUAGUUUAUAAUCCGUCCAGAAAUCAUUAGCAUUAUUUUUUAUCAUUUAUUUUUUCUUUGUUUAUAGGUUUAUGUCUGAUAUUUACUGAUACAGAAAUUUACAAACUUUAUGAUUGAACUUUCACCCUUACAUUCCAUUUAAUGAUAAUAAAAUAUAUUUUUGAUUUUUUCCUUUGUUUUUGUCCUUCAUACAUAUACAUUUAUAUUUAUUUGUCUUGUUAUUCAGUUUAAUUCUUUACAUAAACAAUAAUUAAAAGAUAUAUAUUAGUUUCUAGAAGAAGUUCAAAGAAUUUAAGCUAAAUGAAGGAAAGGAAAAAUUUAUUUGCUUUUCUACAAUAUGUAACCUAAAUGUAUAACCAGAAUGGUAGAAACCUGAGCCAGUUAUCUACCCUGAAUCAAAUUGACUCAACCUUAUUGUUUUUUCUAUGAUGUAAGUAUUCCAUAAUCGGUUGACUGUAAUUCUUGGUUCUUUCAAAAGUUGAUAUUCUGAAAAAUAGUUUUGUUUUUUAUCUUUUCAGUUUUUUAAGUUCAGUUAAAAAAAAUAGUCAACUCGCUAUUUCUGAAUUUAAAUAUAUACAUGUGCAAGUAUUUAAAUUCUGCUCAUUGAAAUUGACAUCUCUUCAUUGCACAAAGAUUAAGUUUUUUUAAUGCUAAAUAAACUAAUUGCAACAUUUUUUGUAUAUCCUCUACAUUGUUUCAUCUGUUUAUCAAAUAGCAAUGAGUUAAUAGUGUGCUAUUAUUGUCUUUGAAAAGUUAUAUCCAAUAAGAUUCAAACUUCAAAAAAUAAAUCUGUCAGUAGUUUGAACACAUUUAAAUUGAUGAAACAGUCAAUUAUCUGUAAAAUAUACCUCCCACAUCCACUGUACUAAAAUUCUAGAAUACGUAAUCCUAAGAUAUUAUUUGUUUUACAUAUUUAAAGUAUUUUGUUGUAUUUUAUAUCUGUGAUAAUGGUCUGUUGACAAACUAGUCCUCAAAAUUCUGAUUUUCCAUCUAUCAGAAGAUAAAACUAUCCAUUUCAGAAUCAAAUGCAUUCUGGGUAAUAUUUUCCAAAUUAUACAACAAAGCGUUGUGAUUGGUUCAAAAAAGCCAAAACCAUAGAAAUUCAACCAAUGAUGUGACGUUAUUUUCAAUUUGGUGUAUGAACAAUAAAAUUACCCAUAGUCCUUUAGGUUCUAAAAUGUUAGACAGUUUAAAAAAAAAAACAACUGAUUUGGUGAAAAUCAGAAAAAUUGAAAAAAUUUUGUUUGGUAAAUUUAUGGCUGAACAAAUAGUUUGAUUUAAUGAUACAAACUGCUGUUGGGUAAAGAAAGAGCUUCACAUUUACUCUUUACACAAAAUUAGAGAAAACUGUGAGGAAAAGUUUGAUUAAAGUGGUAGCUGGUAAAUAAAAUUUUGAGGGCUGUUUUUUGUUGACCAGUUUCUUUAAUAGAAAAUCUUAUUUUCCACUGUGUUAUUAGGUUUAUUGAUGCAAUAAAUAUAUUUUCUGAUA